GGAAAGGGGAUUGUAUUGGCUGGCGUGUUUGAGCCAACCUAAGAUGCGUCCCGUGGUUUAUUUAUCAGAUAGCGGAUCAGGGCUGUUUUUCCCCUGUAAAUACGCCCCAAAUUAAUCAUUUAUGUUGGUUCAUAAGCGUUGAAGUAUUCAUAAGGUACAGGCGACUUCUUCCCGAUAAAGAGGAUUAAACCAGUCAGGGGUCUCAACAUUUGGGCGUUUUUAGUUUUUUUUCCCCUACUUGAAGUGGGAGGGGAGAAGAUUUGGUUCAUUUAAAAGGAUUUUAUAAUCAUGCCACGGGAAUUCACAAGCUGAAUCUAUUAAAGAGCGAUUUAAUCUGUAUACCUAUUACUUCCAUAAGCGAAAACAGUUUUCACGCGUAAUUGAACUUCUAUAGUACAGAUCGGGGAUUUAGAAAAUUUAAUCUGACUUUAUCGGAGCGACGUAACGGCGGAUCUUAAGAAAUUACUUUUGUGAUAAUCAUUUCAAAAUAUUAAGAUAAAGGAGAGAUGUCGUUAUACGUUGAAGGUUUAACCAGCAGGGCCCCCAACAGCGGAAUGGCAGAGUUUCAGGAGGUGAUGCGGAAGGAGCUGGAAGCAUCCAUGCACACGGAGCUGGAGAAGCUGCUGGGCACGACCAAGGGUGCCCAGGCGGAACUUGCCAGAAAGGACUUUGAGGGCUUUAAGAAGAUAUUCCACAGAUUCCUGCAAGCCAAAGGCCCUUCUGUGGACUGGCCGAAGAUUCACAGACCUCCGGAGGAUUCGAUCCAGCCCUAUGAGAAGAUCAAGGCGCGGGGGCUGCUGGACAGCGUGGCGGCUAGCCUGACCAAGCUUGUGGUGGUCAAGCUCAAUGGCGGCCUGGGCACCAGCAUGGGCUGCAAAGGGCCCAAGAGCCUCAUCAGUGUGCGCAACGAGAACACCUUCCUGGACCUGACCGUGCAGCAGAUCGAGCACCUGAACAAAACCUUCAAUGUAGAGGUGCCUCUAGUGUUGAUGAACUCGUUCAACACGGAUGAGGACACCAAGAAGAUCCUGCAGAAGUAUGCACAUCACCGGGUGAAGAUCCACACCUUUAACCAGAGCAGGUACCCGAGGAUCAACAAGGAGUCCCUCCUCCCGGUGGCGAAGGACAUGGGUUUAUCAGGGGAGAACGCAGAGGCCUGGUACCCCCCUGGUCACGGUGACAUCUACGCCAGCUUCUACAACUCGGGCUUGCUGGACCAGCUGAUCGCCGAGGGCAAAGAGUAUAUCUUUGUGUCCAACAUUGACAAUCUGGGGGCCACGGUGGAUUUGCACAUCCUGCACCACCUGAUGAGCCAGCCGAAUGGCAAGCGAUGCGAGUUCGUUAUGGAGGUCACCGACAAGACACGGGCCGACGUCAAGGGUGGGACGCUGAUCGAGUACGACGGCAAGCUCAGGCUGUUGGAGAUAGCACAGGUGCCCAAGGCCCAUGUGGAUGAGUUCAAAUCUGUCACCAAGUUCAAGAUCUUCAACACCAACAACCUGUGGAUCUCCCUACCUGCAAUCAAGAGGCUGCAGGAGAAGAACUGCAUGGACAUGGAGAUCAUUGUGAACCCUAAGACUCUGAACGGCGGACUCAACAUCAUCCAGCUGGAGACGGCGGUUGGAGCAGCCAUCAAGAGCUUCGACAACGCGCUGGGCAUCAACGUCCCACGCAGCCGCUUCCUGCCCGUCAAGACCACCUCGGACCUGCUGCUGGUCAUGUCCAACCUCUACACGUUGGAUGCUGGCUCGCUCACCAUGAGCAAGAAGAGGGAGUUCCCCACAACACCCCAUGUCAAGCUGGGAAGCUCCUUCACCAAGGUUCACGACUUCCUCAUGAGAUUCGAGAGUAUACCAGAUAUGCUGGAACUAGACCACCUGACUGUUUCUGGAGAUGUCACCUUUGGAAAGCAGGUUUCUUUGAAGGGAACAGUUAUCAUCAUAGCCAAUCACGGAGACCGAAUCGACAUUCCGGCAGGCGCUAUGCUGGAGAACAAGAUCGUAUCAGGCAACUUGCGCAUCCUCGACCACUGAGGCCUUUGACCCCCCACUGCUUCAGUCACAUGACUCUGAAAGACCCCAGACUGCUAUGGGGAAGAAAAUCAGUACUACUGUGAAACACAUACUUAAUGUAUUCUUAUAAAUGCAGCCAAAGGUGUUGGGCAGCCAUUGUGUUUGGCACAUGUAUCCAGCUACUAUCUACUCCGGAUUGUUGGUCUCAGUGUUGAUUAAAGUGCAAUAGAGAUACAA
Paramormyrops kingsleyae is the source of this 2249-nucleotide messenger RNA. RefSeq names its product UTP--glucose-1-phosphate uridylyltransferase-like. Gene Ontology annotation, biological process: UDP-alpha-D-glucose metabolic process. The record is from RefSeq and is a predicted model, not a curated record. NCBI's taxonomy places the organism in Eukaryota, Metazoa, Chordata, Actinopteri, Osteoglossiformes, Mormyridae. Gene Ontology annotation, molecular function: UTP:glucose-1-phosphate uridylyltransferase activity.